UCUCACAAACAACUCCAGAAGACAAUGAAGAAGAACAAUACCACUCCCCCCAUUAAAGACACCAUCACCAUCACCAAAUCCAAGAAAAGAACUCGAAACACAUGCCACAUGAAACCUAAACCCGAACCCGAACCCGAAGCAGGGUUUGCUAUCAGCGACAUAGAAGACAUUCAAUUUAGGGAAGAUUCGGUUGCAGAAAUAAGGGCAUCAUUGUUGAAAUGGUACGAUGUUAACAAGAGAGACCUUCCAUGGAGGAGAAUCAGCGAAGGUGAAGCAAGUGAUAGAAAAGCAUAUGCUGUGUGGGUUUCAGAAAUCAUGCUUCAACAAACAAGGGUUCAGACUGUUAUAGAUUAUUUUAAUAGGUGGAUGGAGAAAUGGCCCACUGUUCAUCACCUAGCUCAAGCUUCUAUUGAGGAGGUUAAUGAGAUGUGGGCUGGAUUGGGUUAUUACAGAAGGGCAAGGUUCUUGUUGGAGGGAGCAAAAAUGGUUGUUGAAGAAGGAGGUAAGUUUCCUAGAUCAGUGAGUGAUCUUCGUAGGGUUAAAGGAAUAGGAGAAUACACUGCAGGUGCAAUCGCCUCUAUCGCUUUUAAAGAGGCGGUGCCUGUGGUCGAUGGAAACGUUAUUAGGGUGAUUGCUAGAUUAAAGACAAUUUCCGCAAAUCCUAAAGACAAAACAACUAUCAAGAACAUCUGGAGACUAGCCGGGCAACUAGUCGAUAGUCAUAGGCCCGGAGACUUUAACCAGGCCGUUAUGGAGCUUGGUGCUACACUAUGUACUCCUUUAAGCCCCGAUUGUUCAUCUUGUCCGGUGUCUAGUCAAUGUAGUGCACUUCUAAAGACCAAACAUGACCCAUCGGCACUUGUAACGGAUUAUCCAACUAAAGUGGCAAAGGUGAAACAAAGGCACGACUAUUCUGCCGUUACGGUAGUUGAAAUAUUAGAAAGCGAAAAAGGUACAGUGGAUACGUCUGAUUCGGGAAGUAAGUUUUUGAUUGUUAAGAGACCAGAAGAAGGUUUACUUGCGGGCCUUUGGGAAUUUCCGUCGGUUUCUUUGAAUGAAAAGGAUGAUUUGGUUACAAGAAGACGAACAGUUGAUGAUUUCUUGAAGAAUUCAUUUGGGUUAAACGUUAAUCGAUCGUCUAAUAUUGUUUCGAGAGACGAAGUGGGCGAAUAUGUCCAUAUAUUCACUCACAUUCGUCUCAAGAUGUAUAUUGAGCUAUUGGUUCUACGGUCACAAGAUUUGCAUAGAAAAAAGGACAAAGGAUCCAUGCUUUUUAAAUAUGUUGAUACCAAAACCCUUGCAACCAUGGGAUUAUCAACCGGAGUUAGAAAGGCUUACAACAUGGUCCUGAAGUUUAGACAGAGUAGAUCAAGUCCCAUUUCAAGAUAAACUAGCCCCCCGACUUGUGUUCAAGAUUGUGAUUGAAGCUAUUCUAGAGUGCUAAAUUAUUCGCUAUUUAAUCAAGCAUCAAGUGUUGGUAGUUCACGUGCUUGAUGCGUUUUUUUAAUGGCUAAACUAAAAAAGAAACUGUUGACGCAAAGGUUGUUAAACACUUCGAUGAGUCUUAAACACUCAACGAGACUAGAAGUGCCGGUUUCAACCAUGUACACGGUGUUAAUUCUUACCACAAAUGUUGUUUUCUUUAGCUUGGAAAUGUAAUCAAGUUAUUACUCCACAUUGCCUGGCAAAACAAACCCAUACAUGUCAUUUUGGGUAAUUAAAAUGGCAUGGUGGGUUAUUUUGGACCUCA
Messenger RNA from Helianthus annuus (common sunflower), 1750 nucleotides. RefSeq names its product adenine DNA glycosylase. The record is from RefSeq and is a predicted model, not a curated record. Gene Ontology annotation, biological process: base-excision repair; mismatch repair. Gene Ontology annotation, molecular function: oxidized purine DNA binding; adenine/guanine mispair binding; 8-oxo-7,8-dihydroguanine DNA N-glycosylase activity. Gene Ontology annotation, cellular component: nucleus. The coding region runs from base 25 to 1389 and encodes 454 amino acids. NCBI's taxonomy places the organism in Eukaryota, Viridiplantae, Streptophyta, Magnoliopsida, Asterales, Asteraceae. The transcript is spliced from 8 exons.